CAUUCUUCGCAUUCCUUUUUGAUGGCUAUUUACGUCACUGGUCUAUUUACGAUCGCAACGCACUCGUGUCAGGAUCAGGUAACGCGCCGUGUGUCAGAUCGCACACAGUUGCAAGCCGCUGCGUCGAUCGGUAGUGUAAACAUGUUGCUGAGAAUUGUUUGUGCUGCAGUUUUGGUGCAUUUUUGUCUUGCCGCACCAAGCGGGUACGAGCAUGAAGAUUCACGGGAAAAUUCGAUCACCAUCGUAGAUCAGCAGCAUCCGUUCGAUCUACUCAUCUUCACGCAACGCUGGCCAAUCACCGCUUGCUACGAGUGGCGUGAAACGGGCAAGGGUCACAUCUGUGGCCUACCCUCGCCGGCCACCGUCUGGACGAUUCAUGGCAUUUGGCCGACAAAGUGGAACACAAUCGGACCCGCCUUCUGCAACAAAUCGGCCAUUUUCGAUCCAUCGCAACUCGCCCCGAUCGAGCAGCAGCUCAAGGAGCAUUGGCUGAAUGUGGAGAAAAACAAGCCGGACGAUUCGCUGUGGGAGCACGAAUGGUUGAAGCACGGCACCUGUGCCGCCGAAACCAUCGAGCAGCUCAACACGGAAAGCAAAUACUUUCAGCAGGGACUUACCUGGCUGGAGCAACAUUCGGUCGAUGGCGCUUUCGCCGCGAGCGGUGGCAUUCAGCCCGGUUACAAUUACAGCCUGGCGACACUCAACAAAGCGCUGGUUGCAUACUACGGAAAGAAUGUGGCGAUCGAAUGCUUCUACGAUCACAAGACGCGCCAGCAGCUGCUGAACGAGGUGCGCAUCUGCUUCGACAAGCAGCUUCAAUCGGCAGAUUGCGAUGGCAUUGUGGGGCUGGAACGUACGGCAUUGCCCGAAUCGCGGGUUGCCACGGUCAUUAGCAACUGUAACGGGGCCAAGUCCAUCUUCAUUCCGGCCAGUGUGCCGGCCGAUAUGCAACCGAAGGUGAAACGUCCCGAAACGGUGGUGUACGAACGGAUUACGGAACGAAAGGAUGGUCAACAGCAAUCGUACGAGUUUGUCGAGGUAAUUUUAGUGUAAAUUUUGUGCCCGGGAAGUUGACUGGACCGAUUGCAGAGCCAAAGAGGAUAAGGAACAGCACGUAGAAUUAUGUGUUCGGACGAUUAAUAAAUCUCCUCACCAAUUGGGAACAGCAAU
Messenger RNA from Anopheles stephensi (Asian malaria mosquito), 1170 nucleotides. RefSeq names its product ribonuclease Oy (gene RNaseX25). NCBI's taxonomy places the organism in Eukaryota, Metazoa, Arthropoda, Insecta, Diptera, Culicidae. Gene Ontology annotation, biological process: RNA catabolic process. The record is from RefSeq and is a predicted model, not a curated record. Gene Ontology annotation, cellular component: extracellular region. The transcript is spliced from 2 exons. Gene Ontology annotation, molecular function: RNA binding; ribonuclease T2 activity. Bases 22 to 1053 code for a protein of 343 amino acids.